CACAGUCUGUGCUUAUCACUCUGACCCCACAAGCCCUGGGCUAGAAAGAGAGCAACUUUACUGGGAGCUGAGCCAGCUGACACAAGGCGUCACCAAGUUGGGUCCCUACACCCUGGACCAGGACAGUCUGUAUAUCAAUGGUUACACCCACCAGAUCUCAGAAACCACCCUCAGUGCCACAAGACCACCCCUGUUGCCUUUUACCCUCAACUUCACCAUCACUAACCUGCACUACAUGGAAGAUAUGUGGCCUCCAGGCUCUUUGAAAUUUAACACCACUGAGAAGUUCCUGCAGCACCUGCUCAGGCCCUUGUUCAGGAAUACCAGUGUGGGUGCUCUCUACUCAGACUGCAGACUGACCUUCCUCAGGCCCAAGAAGGAUGGGACAGCCACUGGAGUGGACUUUGUCUGCACAUACCAACUUGACCCUGUGGGCCCAGGGCUGGACAGGAAGUGGCUAUACUGGGAGCUGAGCCAGCUGACCCAUGGUGUCACCCAGCUGGGCCCCUACACCCUGGAUCAGGACAGUUUCUACAUCAAUGAUUACACCCAGCUGGCCUCAGUCACCUCCCCCAACAUUCCUGUGACCUCCACAUACUUCCCUUCUCUGGCUCCAUCCCUCUCUACCAGGCCCACAGCAGCUGCUGACCUCACUCUGGAGUCCUUCACCCUAAACUUCACUAUCACGAACAUGCACUACACAGAGGACAUGGGGUAUCCAGCUUCCUUGAAGUUCAACUCCACUGAGAAGAUCUUACAGCACUGGGUGAGAACCCCUUGA
This is a messenger RNA of Pteropus alecto (black flying fox), 781 nucleotides long. Its product is annotated as mucin-16-like. Lineage: Eukaryota; Metazoa; Chordata; Mammalia; Chiroptera; Pteropodidae. The transcript has 8 exons. The record is from RefSeq and is a predicted model, not a curated record. The coding region runs from base 236 to 781 and encodes 181 amino acids.